This is a messenger RNA of Patiria miniata (bat star), 636 nucleotides long. RefSeq names its product fucolectin-1-like. The transcript is spliced from 5 exons. Lineage: Eukaryota; Metazoa; Echinodermata; Asteroidea; Valvatida; Asterinidae. The record is from RefSeq and is a predicted model, not a curated record. The coding region runs from base 16 to 495 and encodes 159 amino acids.
GUAACGUGGAAGAGAAUGGCAAAUGUUGAAGCUUCUCCUGUUACACUGGUAGACUUCGCCAACCCUCUAACAGAGCAGAGUUCCACUCUGACUUUCAACGGCGUAGAUUACGUUUCUGGGAACGCAGUGGACGGGAAUUUCAACUCGGACCUGAUCAACGGAGAAACCUGCGCGCAUACAGAAACCGAAGGGCACCCGUGGUGGAGGUUGAAUCUUCUUGAGUCUCGCUGCAUUGCGCAAGUCGGCAUUGUGAACCGUCGGGAUGGUAGCUAUGUCCGUUUGGCCGGAGCAGAGGUGCUUGUAGGGGGAAUACAACGACGCAAGCGGUGCGGCUCCCCCGUCAGCGCCGAGUCGGCCAAUAUCCCCGGCGGGAUGAACCUCGUCAUUUGCGAUCCACCUAUUAGAGGAGAUGAGAUCGUUAUUCACAUUCCUAAAGACGAAGCCACUUUGCAGAUUUGUGAGGUCCUGCUCUGGGAGGUCUCUACCUGCGGAUAGCUCUGGUACGAUCUGCAGCUGUCUAUAUGCCCAGGAUGUGUAUGGAAUGGUCAGCAAACCAAGAAAGGAACUGGAAACUUUGGACGACUGAUUUUAAGAUUAACAGUAGAAUAAGUGUACUAAAACCCACUUAAACAAAAA